AUGCCAACCAAAGAGACCUCACGCUUGCUGGCAUCGACAGUGCCUUUCCCCGUGGUCUUGGCUCCUUCGUGGCAGUUCUGGCACAUUGGGUCACCGUCGUUUCGGUUGUAUUUGUUCGUGUUGCUGUCGCUCAUUCCAUUCAGCGGGCUUUGCCAAUCACCAUGUUCGGUGCCCAUACCGGCCGUGAGUGUGCCCAACAUGCUCCUUCCGUUCGUCGGCGUCCACGUCCUCGACGUGCAGGGCCACGUGAGCGUGGUCUACUUUCUCCUGGCCAUGUGUGUGGGGCACAUCGUCGUCACGUUUGCCUUGGCUACCCAUACAUUUUGGCUCGCGCUUGUGGGGCGCGUCGUGUUUGGGGUGGGCGUAGGCAGUGUCGUCGUUGGCGCAAGGGCGAUGGUCUCGUACUGGUUCGACGCGUCCGAGCUCACGUUUGCCAUGGGGGUGAUGGUCGCCACCACGAGCGUGUCCAAGAUGCUGGCCAAAGCCACCGUGGCGCCGAUUUCCAUUAUUUUGGCGGCCAUCGUGGCCGCGCAGUACAUUUACACGUUGAAGGAAUGCCAAAGCGUGGCCCAAGCAACCCCCAUCUCCCCCCGGUUGAGGACGCCGACGCGAACCAACUUACGUGGCUUCGCAACUACCUACAGGUUGCGCGUCGGUCGCGCCGUCGAUCGUCCGUCAUCGACACGGUCGUGCCCACCCUCACAUCCUUUCGAGACUUUCCGCUCAUGGCACAAUUUUUGGAUGCUUGUCGUCCUGCACGUGGUGUUCAUCAACGUGUUUCACUUGUUUCAAAACAUUUCGAGCAGCUACUUGUACCAAGUGCACGGGUACUCUGUCGUCAAGUCUGGCCUCGUGAGCAGUUUGUCGCACGUGUUGGUGCUGUUUUCUCCGCUCGUGGGGCUCGUCAUAGACCGUCUCGACGGACGCGUCCCCAUAAUCGUCCUCUCGGCCGUGCUCGGGGUUGUCGCGUACGGACUGCUUCUGUUCACGUCCACGCCCUCGACUGUCUCCCUCCUGAUCAUGUCUUUCUGCUUGGCAUCCACCCCAGCUGUUCUCAUGGCGUGCGUGCCCCUGAAUAUUCCCAAGUCGCAGUUUGGCCUAACGUUAGCAUUUGGGAUUGUCGAGGUGAUCGACGCGACGGGCUCCACGGUGGGCAACCACGUCGUCGGAUGCUUGCGAGGUGCCACGGGUACCUACACGGCCGACAUGUGCCUGUUCUUUAGCUUGGCGUGGGUUCUCCUCGGCCUGUGCAUAACCCUGGGCUGCCUCGACUACCGAAAUGGCCACGUGCUGGCGGCUUCGGCCCCCACCUCUACAGUACCACCACCACAAGCAGUUCUACUACGACAAGAGAUCGCAACGUGUCAGUGUCGUGCGACGACGCCGAUAUUUUCGUCGACGUUGGGUGUGCGCUGUACGACAGCAGUGACGAGCAAAGGGAGGCUGCGUCUGUUUCGCUCGUACAACCUUAAACACGUGGAGGCUGCUUCAAUUCGGUAG
Aphanomyces astaci is the source of this 1500-nucleotide messenger RNA. RefSeq lists its product as hypothetical. Gene Ontology annotation, molecular function: transmembrane transporter activity. The record is from RefSeq and is a predicted model, not a curated record. Lineage: Eukaryota; Oomycota; Saprolegniomycetes; Saprolegniales; Verrucalvaceae. Gene Ontology annotation, biological process: transmembrane transport. The transcript has 4 exons. The coding region runs from base 1 to 1500 and encodes 499 amino acids.